Messenger RNA from Trichoderma virens Gv29-8, 1563 nucleotides. RefSeq lists its product as uncharacterized. The record is from RefSeq and is a predicted model, not a curated record. The transcript has a single exon. Gene Ontology annotation, cellular component: membrane. The coding region runs from base 1 to 1563 and encodes 520 amino acids. NCBI's taxonomy places the organism in Eukaryota, Fungi, Ascomycota, Sordariomycetes, Hypocreales, Hypocreaceae. Gene Ontology annotation, molecular function: carbohydrate:proton symporter activity. Gene Ontology annotation, biological process: carbohydrate transport; transmembrane transport.
AUGACCAAGAACGAGAGUGAGCAGACAGCUGCAGAGACAGCGGGCCCGGAAGAUGCUCUCCAACAAGUUCUUCCAAAAUACGGCCGGCCAUGGUGGCAGGUUCGCCAUCUCCUUGUUCUGAAUAUCUGUCUCAUCGUCCCUCUGUUGGGCAAUUCCACCAAUGGCUAUGAUGGCUCUCUCCUCAACGGCCUCCAGUCCUUGCCCCAAUGGAGAGAUUACUUCCACAAUCCAACAGGCCCUCACUUGGGCGCUCUAUCCAACGCCUAUGUCUUUGGAAAUAUUGCUACUUUCCUCGCUGCCUCAUGGUUCAGCGACAAAUACGGAAGACUGUGGGGCAUCCGGCUCGGCAGUUUUAUUGUAUGCAUUGGAGCUGCUCUUCAAGCUGCCAGUCAGAACUACGCCAUGUUUUUCGUUGCCAGAUUCAUCAUUGGUGUCGGGGGCAUGUUUGUCAUUGUAGCAAGCCCUUGCCUGGUUUCUGAACUAGCAUAUCCAAGCCACCGAGGUGUUAUUACCGCAAUCUUCGGGCCGUCUUGGUACGCCGGGGCUACCAUUGCGGCCUGGGUCACAUACGGAACGAAUUAUAUGGGUGUUUCAGAUGAAUGGGCAUGGAGGCUGCCGUCUCUACUGCAAGCACUGCUCCCUUUGACUCAGCUUUUGGGCUCGUUCUUCAUCCCAGAGAGUCCCAGAUACCUAGUUGAUAAGGGUAAGGAGGACGAGGCAAGAGAAAUACUCGCCAAGUAUCACGCCGGAAACGACGCCGCCAAUAUGCCGCUGGUAGAACUCGAACUGAGCGAGAUCAAGAUUGCAAUCUCCCACGACAAAAAUAGCCAGGAAGUUAGCUGGGGCGCCUUUCUACGGACAAAGGCUAACCGCCAUCGUCUAUUCGUUGUUGUCUGGCUGGCCAUUACUCAACAACUUUGCGGUAACGGCUUGGUGUCGUACUACCUCAACUUGAUCCUCAACUCUAUCGGCAUUACUUCUGCACGGGAACAGUUGGUGAUCAAUGGCGGCCUGAUGGUCUACAAUCUCGGUACCGCCAUCAUCAGCGGCUUCAUCGUCGGUCGCAUCAAGCGCCGGCCGACGUUCAUCUUUGGACUCGGUACCAUGCUCGUCAUCUUUGUCAUUUGGACGGUACUAUCCGCCAUCAACGAACAGCGACACUUUGAGCAAAAGUCGCUCGGUCAAGGAGUAUUGGCCAUGAUUUUCCUCUUCUACGCCACUUACAAUGUUUGCAUGAACGCCCUCCCGAAUUUGUACAUUUCAGAGAUUAUGCCAUACUAUCUUCGUACCAAAGGCACGACGACUUUCAGCAUGAUGAAUGCCAUGACCAACGUCUACAACGGAUUUGUCAACCCCGUCGCUAUGGAGGCCAUCAGCUGGAGGUACUACAUUGUGUUUUGUGGUCUUCUACUUGUGGAGCUAAUAGGGGUUGCUUUGACCUUCCCAGAAACUCAUGGAUACACUCUUGAGGAAGCUUCCGAAGCAUUUGGAGAUGGCGUGCUCGGCACAGGAGCUGCGGCGAAGACUAUUGAGGCAGAAAGCCAUCAUGUUGACGUCGCAUAA